Messenger RNA from Triticum dicoccoides, 379 nucleotides. RefSeq lists its product as uncharacterized. NCBI's taxonomy places the organism in Eukaryota, Viridiplantae, Streptophyta, Magnoliopsida, Poales, Poaceae. The record is from RefSeq and is a predicted model, not a curated record. Bases 59 to 379 code for a protein of 106 amino acids. The transcript is spliced from 4 exons.
GCGUGCGAUCCCAAGAGAGUGGCUGGUUGCAGCUGGAUUGGAUGCCACUCCCUUUGACAUGCGUCGACUCAAGAACGUGGGUCGUCCCGGCCCGCGCACACCAGAAGAAUUCGACGCCUACCACAUUCGCCAUCUCGCGCGCUGGGCCCUCCGACAUUACAACUCCUGCCACCCGGGUGCUGAGUUCCGGUGCCCUGAUCAGCCCACCACCGAGGCGAAGGCAGCCUGUGUUGGCUUCAGGGAAGAUCUCUGGUACCACCUCAACUUCUUGGCCUGCCUAAAGGACGAUGGCGACGAGCAGAGCUUCUUCGCCGAGCUACGCUAUGACCGGUGUUCCAGCACAAUAAUCAUCAAAACAUGCACCAUCUUAGGCUUGUAA